Messenger RNA from Peniophora sp. CBMAI 1063, 1473 nucleotides. Lineage: Eukaryota; Fungi; Basidiomycota; Agaricomycetes; Russulales; Peniophoraceae. The record is from the annotation of a GenBank genome assembly.
AUGCCCAUCGAUGUCCUUGACGACGAUGUUCUCGUCGAGAUCUUUCAAAUUUCUGCCCUGCUUGAUUAUCCUACGAGGUUUGGGAAAUUGGGCUGGAUACGCCUCACGCACGUCAAUCGCCGAUGGCGUACUCUUCUCUUGGAUCAACAGGCGCUCUGGGGACACAUCAUAUGCAGCUUCGUUUCUCGGGAGGCCUUUCGUGUCAUACUGAGUCGCUCACGGAACGCGCCAUUGUCUCUCAAUUUGGACCUCCCUUGGAUCGAGAGACAUACAACUAUCGAAGAAUUUGCGAGCUUGCUUCCCAGAGCGCGAGACAUCCACGACGCCUCGUCAAACUCUGGUGUAGGUUCUGCGCGAAUACCGCUCGCCGGCCUCAAGAUGCCUUUCCUAGAGCAUGCAUUUAUUGUCAGCUGCUAUAGCCCUGGGAGCGCCCUUAUUGCGCCCUCCCUACGUUGCUUAUCCACAUGCAAACUCCCUUGCUCCAUAUCCGCACCGAACUUGCGGAUAUUGGGACUUUCUCUCCCAGCGCAGGAGGCCAAUGCUCAACAUCUGCCUGAUCUCCUUGCUACUUUUCCUGCACUGGAAGAGUUUACUAUCCAUCUUAUAGACGCUAAGCCGUGGCAUGGGCUAGCAGAGCAUGACAACAACCCAGCAACCCAAUUGGAUGAAGAGAAGCCCCACGAUAUCCAGGAAGCGUCCCCACACGAUAAACCACGUGUAGCACUGUCGCAUCUCAAAUCUCUCGAGACACUCAACUGCGGCGAGUCGCUCAUACAAAUGCUUUGGCGGUCGCUUGUCGUGCCUCACACGGCAGCCGUCAAGCUUGCCUUCGAUCGUCGUCUCGCCACGAUAGACGUGGGAUUGGCAGAGCCCAUACAGACCUACCUGUCUUAUCGCGAGUGCGAUAUGCUCUCCAUUAUCAUUCCCUACUAUCGCGAUGAAAUGACAUGCCUCGUUGCCGGAAGAGACCCCAGUGCAGCUGGAUCCUGCACUCUCACCGUCGAGACGGAUCUUCCGAAUAUACUCAGCUUCUUCUCCAGCCAUCUCUUCGAACACACACGGACGUUACGUCUCUUUAAUGAGGUCCGCGACCACGGACUCCGAGACCUGCUGAUGGGCAUUGCCAACACCGCUCCCGCCGGCAAAUUCGCAUUCGUCGAGUCUUUGCAGUGCGGCGGCCCCGAACUAUCGGAACUGGCCGUUGUGCUAGCAUCGUACGACUUCCCACGAUUGCGCUCGCUCGAGCUCGACUUGACGGAGUACGCCCAUGAUGGCGAUCCAGUAGACGACUUCACCCGUGUUCUACUCGCGCGAACAUCGCUCCGGAAGCUUGACCGCAUCGUUCUUCGCGGGCAUUUCACGAGUGAAGAAGAGUCGAAGACCGCCGGGGAUAUACUGCACAGGGACCUUCUACAAGUGGCGGAUGAGGUAGUGGACGAGAGGGCUCUUGCAAGAGGUCUCUUGACCGCCUAG